This is a messenger RNA of Microstroma glucosiphilum, 1219 nucleotides long. RefSeq names its product carbohydrate kinase. The transcript has a single exon. Lineage: Eukaryota; Fungi; Basidiomycota; Exobasidiomycetes; Microstromatales; Microstromataceae. The coding region runs from base 32 to 1057 and encodes 341 amino acids. Gene Ontology annotation, cellular component: cytoplasm. The record is from RefSeq and is a predicted model, not a curated record. Gene Ontology annotation, molecular function: gluconokinase activity.
CACCUUGGCCCGCAUUGCUCGUCGCCAUUCUAUGCCAAGGCGCUCCUCUUGCUCCUUCUACUCCUUCUUACCAUUACUACUCGUCACCAUCACUUCCCUCUACACCAGCUCCUCUCCCCACUCUACGCCCAGCAUGUCCACUUCCACCACCACUUCUUUCACCUCGCCCCGCCCCGCACACCUGAUCAUCGUCAUGGGCACCUCCGGCUCGGGUAAAUCCACCCUGGGUUCACACCUCGCCUCUGCCCUCUCUCUCCCCUUUGUCGACGGGGAUGACUUGCAUCCAAAGGCCAAUGUGGAAAAGAUGAGCAGGGGAGAACCAUUGAGGGAUGAAGAUCGAGAGGGUUGGUUGAAGCGGCUUAGGGAGAGGGCUUGGGAGAUUGUGACAGAGGGGGAUGAGAAGAGGGAGGAGCAGAAGCAUCUGCAACAAGAACAGCAGCAGCAGCAGCAGCAACCAGGAGGAAGUUCAACGGGAGUGGGAUUGGCAGAAGACGAGGGAACAUCGACGAAGCAGCGUCUGCUGGCAGAGGUGUUUGAGACCAGUGCAGGUCAAGGCGUAGACACACGGCGAGAGGUGGAAGAGAUCAAGGCGCAAGCUCCCACUGCAGACCAAGAGGAGACUUCCAAGCAGAGCAAACCGACCAUCAGCACUACCGCCGGCGCAAGCUCGGCGCCUACUUCCUCCUUAUCCUCGUCGCACCGCGCAGUAGUCAUUGCCUGCUCCGCCCUCAAGAAGAGCUACCGCUCCCUCCUGCGGGGCGAAAUCGACUCUCUGCCAACCUCUGCCUCUGCCUCUCCCUCUAGCAGCACCAACCACCCCACUCCAUCCGAAUUGCGAACUCUACACAUCUACGUCGAAGUCACUCCCGAGGAGCUCCUCCGGCGCAUGCAUGAGAGGAAGGGUCAUUUCAUGAAGGAGAGCAUGCUCAAGAGUCAGCUAGAGACGCUACAGCGACCGGUGGAGGGCGAGGAAGAAGGGGUGAUUGUGCUACAGGAUGGUAGGCAGGAGGAAGUGCUGCAGAUGGCUGUUGGAAGGACUGAGGAGAUGAUAAUGUGAAUGUGAAUGCAAGGAUAAAGGGGAAAGCGAGAGAUGUGCCAAAGGAGGUCAGCAGGCGAGGGCAAGAAAGGUCAUUUAUAUGUAGAGCAUCUACCCGAUUCACCAUCUAUACAAGCAAGCUAAGCUUCGCAGGCAAUGCCAAAACAACAAGUCACAUCGCCC